Messenger RNA from Miscanthus lutarioriparius, 2037 nucleotides. The record is from the annotation of a GenBank genome assembly. NCBI's taxonomy places the organism in Eukaryota, Viridiplantae, Streptophyta, Magnoliopsida, Poales, Poaceae.
AUGGAGCGGGCCGGCGAGAAGCGGCAUUUCUUCCCGCUCACCAGCUUGCAAAUCGGGGAUUUACAGUCAUAUCUUGCAGAACUGACAAUAUUUCUGUGCCCUCAUACCAAGAAGUUCCUUAUAUUGCUCGACAACCGCCCAUGGUUGCUAGAUCAGGAUACAAAACCUGCUCAUCUAUGGCAAUUGAUGGUUACUAAGUCAAGGUUUUCCCCUUUCGCCAAUUCUAGGAUUAGGAGAAAGAGAGAUGAAACUGAUGGAAAGCUUGUAUUCUCAACAAGCUCGGUAUCUGCUCCCCAUUUACAGAAUAAAUCUUCCAGAUGGUAUUCCUUGAUCGACGAGGCUAUGCGGGAAAAGAAGCUUCAAGUAAAUAAGUUGAAGGAUGCCCGCAUACUGAACAAGGAGCUUCAUCAGACUUUAUAUGGUUUUAUCAUUUUUGAGGUAGACUGGGCUGAUGUGCGUGGCAUCAAUUAUUUGAAUGAACUUCAGACGGAUACAUCAAUGGUUGUGGAGUCUAAAAUAAUGAAGAGAUGGGAAUUUGAUAGUGUUAAUCAAGCUUCAACAUUGAUCACUUCUUGGUUCUCAGGAAAUCCCUCUGAAUGUCAGCUCCUACAGGACUAUUUGAACAGCAUCUCUUCUAAUGGUGAUAUGUUUUAUGAUGCUCAGAAUGAUUUCUUAACACCUGAAUGGGACAGUGAGAAUUUACCAAGUGAUAGUGAUGAUUCUAGCCAUGUUCAAAUCAUCAGAGAGUCAUCAGGUUUCACAGACUCAUCUUACACCGCACCUCCUUGCUCUGGACCUUACAAGAGAAGAAAAAUAACAAAAUCAGAUGAUGGAAGUAGUUCGACUGAAGAAUCAUACACAGAAAUUGUGGCCUCGCCAACACAUUCGUCAUCUUCAUGUUCAUCGUGUGACAGUGAUAAUGAGAAAGCUAAGCCUCUAUUGGAGCCCAGCACAUAUAAGGAUGUACUAAUUUGUUUCCGCUUUGAUGAUCAUGACCUUCCAUUCAGACUGAAAGAAGUCAUACUAUCUGACGUCAGACUGUUAACACUACUUGAGUAUGGCCUUCCUUCGUGGAUUAUAUUUCUUCAGUCAUAUCCAGUGUUUUGCAAGAUAUAUCGCCCAUGGAUGUGCCCUCUUGCCAGAGCAUUGUAUGUCUUGAUGUCAUUAAUCACUGUUCUUAUAGGAUUUUAUGACCUAUACAAGAAUGUGCCCAUGUUGAAGGCAACUGCCUCAAGAUUGUUUGGCCCUUUCUUUGAUUGGAUAGAAACGUGGGAAAUGAUAUCAAGACUUAAGUAUCUUGGAACUAUGCUUUUCCUGCAUAACUUUCAGCAGGCUUUUACAUGGUCUCUUAAGAUUGUGGGUGCUGCUAAGUCUGUUCUUAGUGUUUUGACAAAGCCAAUUGCGGGACCAAUUCUGGAGGUUUUUGAACUUACCAUGCCAAUGUGGAACCUUUGUGCUGAGACAGUAGGAUAUCUCAGUUCAGUUGUCAUAGUAUCACUGGAGACGUCUUGGAGUGUAGUUAUCGGUACAGUGGAGAUGAUUAUCUGGCCAUUUUGGUUUGUCUUCAGUACUAUGAUUAGCAUUGUAAAUUCAAUUCUGUACCCUAUAAUUUGGCUCCUUGGAGAGAUACUAGCUACACCUUUCCGACUAGUCAUUGGGCUGUCAAGUUUUGUAGUGGACCUUUUUGUUGAUAUUGUCAGUGUUCUAAGGGAGAGCUGGUCAACACUAAGUGCCUUAUAUCAAGUUGGAUCUGUUCCCAGAUCACCUGUGCUUACAUCUGAUAAUAGCAUCUGGGGCUCACUGUGGAAAGAUCUUCUGUAUCAGAUUUUCCGUGCACUACGGAGCAUUUUGUAUGGUUUUGUUGCCUUCUUUUCAACAUGUAAUAGGCACCGGCUCAGCAUUUACAAUCACAUUCAAGUGUUUCUCCGGCGCAUAUCUCAUGUCUCACCUGGUGCACGGUAUACCGCUUACCGUGAUGGGACUCGGAAGUAUAGCAGCCAGAAUCAUCAUCAUAGAAGGAAAGCCAAGACGAGAUAA